Molecule: messenger RNA, 486 nt
Organism: Gongylonema pulchrum
Lineage: Eukaryota; Metazoa; Nematoda; Chromadorea; Rhabditida; Gongylonematidae
Source: the annotation of a GenBank genome assembly
AUGUUUAUUUUAGGCGCAGGACCAGCUGAAAAAAAUACAACUACUGCUUCUCGCACAACAAGCUUUAUCGUUCCAGCAGUGCUUUUGCCGUCCAUACAGCAUUUUGAGAAGUAUUACCAAGCAUCACAUAAUGGUCGUAAGCUAACUUGGCUCUAUAAUCUUGCAAAUGCCGAAGUGAAAUUGAAUUAUUUGGACAAGGCGUAUCAAGUGACAAUGAGUGUGCAUCAGCUUGCAAUUCUUCUGUGUUUUGAAAACGAAAAUUCACUUAAAAUGGAUUAUUUGGAAAAAGCGACAGGUCUUUCGGGUGAACUGCUCUUUCGAAAUAUCCGUGCUCUCGCUGACUCAAACAUUUUAUCCACUGCCGAUAAGAACGCGAUAAAUGAAGGUACGGAGGUGGCGCUGAAUUUGCAGUUGUCAUCGAAGCGUCUGCGAUUCAGAGUUAAUACGCCACAGCUAAACCGACAUACUUCUUCGAAUAUAGCGUGA